Molecule: messenger RNA, 3017 nt
Organism: Fundulus heteroclitus (mummichog)
Lineage: Eukaryota; Metazoa; Chordata; Actinopteri; Cyprinodontiformes; Fundulidae
Product: gastrula zinc finger protein XlCGF57.1
Exons: 2
Coding region: 412-1911 (499 amino acids)
Biological process (GO): regulation of DNA-templated transcription
Molecular function (GO): DNA-binding transcription factor activity, RNA polymerase II-specific; RNA polymerase II cis-regulatory region sequence-specific DNA binding
Source: RefSeq, a predicted model, not a curated record
UCAUGCCAAAAUAAAAUAGACAGUUCAUUUUGCGCAAAUAUUUGAUAGGACAUUUUAUUUGAGCCUCGUUCCAGUUCACACUCCACACCGGCUGGUGGCGGUAACGCACACCUUUAGUUUCUUUUUUUCGCUUUUUGCAAACUGCUGUAAAACGAAGAAGAAUAACAGGAAACAGAAGAGUGGUGUGUGCUUAUCAUUGGGAUAAGAUCGGACCCAUCCAGAACCCGAGCAGAGCGGGUGGAACACCGAACCGGAGCUUGGACCGUAAAGUGUGAUCAAUGAAGCCGAGCAGCUGAAGCUGAUCGCCGCUGCUUCCUUCAGAUAAAGAGGCUCCUUUCCCCCCCCCCAGAGACCGAACCAGCACCUUCCAGGAGCCGCUGAGGACAAAAAGAGAGACUAGGAUCCUGCUCGAUGUGCCACAACAUCAUGUCAACAUCAGUUCUAGACCAGAGGAAAUCAGAAUCUCUAAAAACCAAAGUGACAGCAGAAGAACCAAAACCUACUAGAGUUAAAGAGGAGUAUGGAUCAGAGCCUCUGCAGAUUGUAAAGAAAGAAGACUACAUAGUACUGAAGCAAGAGACAGACAACUUAAUGAUACCAGUUUCUGGAUCUCUUGAAAUCAAAGAAGAACCAGAAGAACUAGAGCUUAACCAAAUGAGGGAAUACUAUCAUAAAUCAGAACCUCAGCGGAUGGUAAAGAUUGAGGUUGAAGACAUAAUUCAGGAUGAAAACCAGGAUGAACUGAAGCAGGAGACUGAUACAUUAAUGGGGACAGGUUCUAGAUCUCUUGAAAUCAAAGAGGAACCAAAAGAACUAGAACCUAAACAAGUGAAGGAAGAGGGGCAUGGAUCAGGACAUCAGGCGAUGACGAAGAUUGAGGCUGAUGGUAUCAGUCAGGAUGUUCUGAAUCAGAAGACUGAUACAAUAAUCCUGAAAGCUUCUGAUGAUGAAACGGACAACCGAAAGCCCAAACUAAAUGGAAACCAAAUCCUCUUUCAGAUUUUCUCUAAAGCUGAGCAUCCUGAGGAAAUAAAAACUCGGGAUGCCUCAGAAUCUAGCAGAGAUGAACAGCGAGAGAAGAGAAUUCUGAAAAUCAGAAGUCAACGUAAUAAUGUUGGGAUGAAGAACAAGAAGAACAAGAAAAUUCACGCAGUUGAAAAAUCUAAAUGUUGUGAAAUCUGUAGUAAAAGUUUUAAAUUUGCUUUUAAUUUAACAGUUCACAUGAGAACUCAUACAGGUGAGAGGCCUUUCUCAUGUGGAACCUGUAGGAAGGGUUUUAGUCAAAAAACCCAUUUGGAAAGGCACAUGGGAACUCACACAGGAGUGAAGCAUUUCUCAUGUAUAACCUGUGGAAAAGGUUUCAGUCACAAGCGUUAUUUAGAUAACCACAUGAGAACUCAUACAGGAGAGAAGCCUUUCUCUUGUAUAACCUGUGGAAAGGAUUUCAGUCUCAAAAGUCAUUUGAAUAGACACCUGAGCACGCAUACAGGAGAGAAGCCUUUCUCAUGUAUAACCUGUGGAAAAAGUUUCCGUCACAAAACUUAUUUAAAGAGCCACACAAUAACUCAUACAGGAAAGAAGCCUUUCUCUUGUAUAACCUGUGGAAAAAAAUUCAGUCACAAAAGUCAUUUGAAUCGACACAUAAGAGUUCACAUGGCAGAUAAACCUUUCUUAUGUAUAACCUGUGGAAAAGGUUAUAAUAUAAAGAGCAGUUUGAAAAGGCACAUGGGAAUCCAUGCAGCAGAGAAACCUUUCUCCUGUAUAACCUGUGGGAAAGGUUUCAAUUUAAAGAGUAGUUUGAAAAGGCACAUGAGUAUUCAUACAGCAGAGAAACCAUUCUCAUGUAUAACCUGCGGAAAAGGUUUCAAUGAAAAAAGUAAUUUGACUAGCCACAUGAGAAUGCAUAUGUAGGGAAACCGUUCUCAUGUAUUACCUGCAUUAAAUGUUUCAAUCAAAAGAGCUGUUUGCUGUCUGAUCUCUCAUGUGAUUAUUCAAAGUAUUUCUCCAGUAUAACAUCUGGAAAAGGUUUAGAUGAUAAAAGUGGUUUGAAUUACAACAUUAGAAAACAAAAUCGAAACCUUUCCCAUGUCAUACUUGUGGUAAAGGUGUCCAUAGUAGCUGUAAUUUUCCUUCUGUUUCUGUACUUUUGCUCUGUUUUUCUGAAAACAUUUUGUACCAGCUAACACUGAGUUUACUCAAAUGUGAGAAUUCCAAGAAUAACGUGCUGCUCUGUCUUGACGGCUGUGCACAUUAAUGAAGAUGCUUUCCUCAAUAAUAAGGUUUACCGAAACCUACAGACACAGAUCAGUAUAUACAUUUUUAUUCACAUCACUCACUCAAACACAAACUGUUUAUCAGAACUCUGUGUUAUCGGACAGACAACAUUCCCUUUGUUACAACAGAGAAACAAAAAUACGCAGGCACAUAAGGAAAAAUCUUCAAGCAUGUGGUUUUCCUAACUGGGUGUUUAAGUCAGCCAAGAAAACUGGCAAAAAAAAACAACAGUGUCUAACACAAGAGAGAACGCAGAAAUAAAAGCAUUUUCAUUCCAAAUGUGUCAGGAGUUUCUGACAAACUAAGGAGAAUUUUCUCAAAAUACAACAUACCAGUAUAUUGCAAACUUGAUACCGCUCUCAGAAAAAAUUUACCAGUGUGUUCUGUCAUGCCAAAGACAGAACACCCAAAACAACAGCUGAGAGGCAUUGGGUAUGUGGUGUGAUGGAGCAAGGACUGUGCAAACUUCUUCUUUGGAGAAGCAAAACAACAACUACAUAAACGUGUGAAAAAUGUGCAAUGGCGCUUCUUAAAAUUAGUUUAAAAUACCCCAUUGGGGGUGCUGCACAAGUAAGAGGUUUUAAUUAUUUUAAACAUUGUCACUAUGAAUUAAAUCACAAUUUAAAUUGUCUCACUAAUGUUAGAGUAUGGAGUAAGAAAGCUAUCAAGAAGACAUGUGCUUGCUUUUAAGAAUUCAUAUUUGUAUGUCAAUAAAAAUAUUGUACAAAAGUUCAAAUACAAAA